AUGGGCUGGCUACCUUCUAUCUUUGGCGGCGACGCUUCGAACCCCCUCGGAAAACUCGACCCCAAGCUUCGCGAGUUUCUGGAAAAAGAAUCGCCGGUCAGAUACAUCCCCAACCAGCGGGCAGCAUCAACACAGCGGCAAGAUGCAGGCGCCGCGGCGGAAACAAAGCCAGAGCCGGCCGCGGUCCCAGCCGCAAGUCUCUACCAAGACGGACGAUAUGCGCAUCUGUGGAAGAACUACAGACCACUAGCAGAGGUCGAGGAAGAGACAUCGACCGAUCACGAUAAGCUCAUGUCAGUCCUGGAGGGGUACAAGGAGCGCAAGGCGGCAAUCGCCAAGGCUGGGCUCGAGAACUGUGCGCCGCAGCAGGAGGAAUGGAUCAACUGCAUGAAGAGCGGCAGCUGGGAGGAUCAGCUGCAAAUGUGCCGACAUCAAGUACGGCGGUUUGAGAGAUGCUACACCAUGCAAUCUAGAUUUCUAAGAGCACUAGGAUAUGGAUCCGUGGCCGGGCGACCAAGCGAAGUCGAUGAGGAUAUCCAACUCCACGCGGAUGCGCUGUUCCAAAGAAUGCUCCAACACGAGGCCGAGGUCGAAAAGGCCAAAGAAAACGGCACGCUUAUCCCGACUUUCGACCCUUCACUCCCGAAGACGAAUGCCGCCAACACAACCAACAUAAAGCCAUCCGAAGAACUUCAGAAGCAGUGGAAAGAGAAGUUGGACCAGCUGCCAGAAGACGAGAGACCUGCUGAAGAGGCUGCUCUAAGAGCUGACUUGCAAGCCAAGGCAGACGUUGCGCGAAACGUGAAGAAGAUUUGGGACGCCAAGAGGGAAGAGAGAGAGGUGCGGCGCGCAGAAGGCCAGGCGACAUUCUCAGACACAAUUGCUGCUUUGUUCAGCAGAGGGAAAUGA
Trichoderma virens Gv29-8 is the source of this 909-nucleotide messenger RNA. RefSeq lists its product as uncharacterized. The record is from RefSeq and is a predicted model, not a curated record. The transcript has 2 exons. Bases 1 to 909 code for a protein of 302 amino acids. Lineage: Eukaryota; Fungi; Ascomycota; Sordariomycetes; Hypocreales; Hypocreaceae.